CAAAAAAAAAAGUUACCCAAAGCUAAAUUAAAGACCACAUCAUUUCCUUAAAACACUCUCACACUUUACCCAAAAUUCAUCACAAUUCACAACCAAACCUUUCAACUUUAUUCUCUCUUCUCUAAUUACACAUUUUCUCUCUCAUCAAAAUGGCACCUCUCGCAGUUGGAGACGUUAUUCCCGACGGAAACUUGAAAUAUUUCGACGAAAACAAUCAAUCUCAAGAUGUUUCCAUCCAUUCUCUUUCCGCCGGCAAGAUCGUCGUUAUUUUUGCCGUUCCCGGCGCUUUCACACCUACUUGCAGUCAGAAGCAUGUACCUGGAUUCAUUGAAAAGGCUGAGGAAUUGAAAUCUAAGGGAGUUGCUGAAAUUCUCUGUAUUAGCGUGAAUGACCAGUUUGUGAUGAAAGAAUGGGCUAAGACAUAUCCGGACAACAAGCAUAUCAAGUUUCUUGCUGAUGGUAGUGGAGCUUACACUCGUGCUCUAGGCCUUGAGCUCGACCUUUCAGACAAAGGGCUUGGAAUUCGGUCUCGUAGGUAUGCUCUCCUUGUCGAUGAUCUCAAAGUGAAGGUUGCCAAUAUUGAAUCAGGUGGGGAAUUUUCUGUCUCAAGUGCUGAUGAAAUCCUCAAAGCCUUGUGAAUGUCCAAAUCGCAUCGUCUACACCCACUUUUGUUUGAAGCUGUCCCUAGACUUUGAGUAUGGUAUCAGCGUGCUUUUUCGUAGCAAAAUAAUGUUGUGUAUGUUUCUGAGCUUUGUUUUAUCUCAUAAUCGAUCGUUUUGGUUGAUUCGGACUUGGUAAAAGCAUAUCAUUGUAGGCGAAAUGGCUCAUAUGUACACAAGAAACACUUAAUUAUCAUUAGUAUCAAUCCUAAAUCAUUUCAUGUUUGUUAUA
Molecule: messenger RNA, 891 nt
Organism: Beta vulgaris subsp. vulgaris (sugar beet)
Lineage: Eukaryota; Viridiplantae; Streptophyta; Magnoliopsida; Caryophyllales; Amaranthaceae
Product: peroxiredoxin-2B
Exons: 3
Coding region: 150-638 (162 amino acids)
Biological process (GO): cell redox homeostasis; hydrogen peroxide catabolic process; cellular response to oxidative stress
Cellular component (GO): cytoplasm
Molecular function (GO): thioredoxin peroxidase activity
Source: RefSeq, a predicted model, not a curated record